CCAAAGCCGCCCCUCCCGCCCUUCAUCAUGCCACUGUCCAAUCUCGUCUUAAGCGAGGACCUGGCAUUCCUUGCACAAAAGGGAGCGUUGACCGUGCCGGAGCCGGACUUGCAGAUGGAGAUCUUACGAGGCUAUCUGUUCAGCGUUCAUCCUAACCAACCGAUGUUGGAUUUCAAGCAGUUCGUCAGCGCCAUCUUGAACAAUUCAGAAGAGAACCAGAUCAGCCUGCUGCUAUUUCAAGCCGUCAUGUUCGCUGGACUUCAUGGGCUUCCGUUGCAUGUGAUCCACCGACUUGGCUUUGAGUCCACGAAGCAAGCUCGAGAGGUCUUCUUCAACCGCGCCAGGCUGUUGUACGAAUUCGAUAUUGAGCCGAACAGCGCCGCAGUGGUACAAUCCUUAAUCUUGAUGAGCGCUUGGUUCACCAAGGGCAACGAGCGACGACAUACUUGGCAUUAUCUCGGCCUCGGCUACGACGUUGCACGAAGCAUGGCAUUGCAUCGCGAGCCGACGACACGCUAUCCUCCAGAUGUCAGACGCUUCCGCAGAAGACUCUGGUGGUCCUUGUACAUUCGCGAUCGAAUGAUCGCGCUGGGUACUAGGCGGCCCAUGCGUAUCAAGGACGAAGAUUUCGAUGUUCAAAUGCUGACACUAGAGGACUUUGACCUCGAGCCUGUGGAACUAUUCCUUCAAGGCCAGCCUUUGAUGCCGGAUGCGAGAGAAAACACAUCAACAGCCCUAAUGUGCAUCGAGCUGGCGAAAUUAGGAAUCAUCAUCGGACAUGUGACCUCCUCACAAUACACCACCUUGAGCGCUCAACCAGACGUUCCCCACACAAUGAUGAUCGUUUCGCGACGCGAUGCAGGCCGUUUCCAGGAGCUGGAGCGCUGUGACUUGGAAUUAAACGACUGGUUCCAGGCACUCGGCCCCAACGUUCGGCGAACAAGCGCCACCUCAGGCGAUCCGCAAAGCUGCUCCGAAGUUCAUUGGGCCUUUUUGAACCUCACAUAUUGGGUGGCGGUUAACGUGCUUCAUCGCUCGUUGGCAUUACAGCCGCCGCCAGAAACUGCAGAAGCCCAAGCCGCCCAGCGAAUAUCAAAGUCAAAGGUCAAGGACGCCGCUCGUCGUCUGACAAAAUCUCUGCAGAGCUUGAUGCAGCUAGACCAAGCCCGCUUCUUGGGGCUCAUUGGUGUCACUGCCCCGCUUGCAGCCUGUCUGACGCACAUGCUGGACAUCAGCUCGGGAGACGAGGAUGUUCGCGAUGCCAGUACUUUUCGCCUCUACCAGACCGUCCAAGUCUUGCAUCUGCUCCGGGGCAUCUACGCAUCAGCAGACGCGGCCGUGCAAUUCCUCGCCUCCGUAUUUCGAACCGCGGGAAUCACCGUGCAUAUUCCUCCU
Messenger RNA from Neohortaea acidophila, 1395 nucleotides. RefSeq names its product fungal-specific transcription factor domain-containing protein. The transcript has a single exon. The record is from RefSeq and is a predicted model, not a curated record. Gene Ontology annotation, molecular function: DNA binding; zinc ion binding. NCBI's taxonomy places the organism in Eukaryota, Fungi, Ascomycota, Dothideomycetes, Mycosphaerellales, Teratosphaeriaceae. Gene Ontology annotation, biological process: DNA-templated transcription. The annotation marks the transcript as partial.